This is a messenger RNA of Scaptodrosophila lebanonensis, 1397 nucleotides long. Its product is annotated as cell cycle negative regulator roughex. The transcript has 2 exons. NCBI's taxonomy places the organism in Eukaryota, Metazoa, Arthropoda, Insecta, Diptera, Drosophilidae. The record is from RefSeq and is a predicted model, not a curated record. The coding region runs from base 101 to 1105 and encodes 334 amino acids.
AAAGAACAAUAAGGAUUUUCGUUAUUCAUUUUUGUCUUAUCAAAAUUAUAGGUUUUUGUGUGCUUGCAGCUUAUUAGUUUUGAAAAAAAGCGAUAACAAAAUGCAGUCGGAACUGACACUAGAUGCUGUUGCAUCUUCCUCCCGCCCAGAAGAAAGUACUGCUUCUACACACGCGAUUAUGCAGAAUUAUUUGCAAGAUGUGGAGAGUGGUGCCAUACGAAGUACCCUCGCUCCUGAGGUUAUUUUAAAUGUGUUUGGAAGAAGCGUAAAGGGCGCUAGUUCCGUAACUGGAUUCAUGAGAACGCAGAUCACGAAUCGGUAUAAGCAUGUCGGAUUCGAUGAGGCAACAAACUGCCACCAGGAUGUGGCAGCGGAAAUGAACUCCAGAUUUGGACGUGCUCUACACACAGUGAGGCGCCUGCGUGAGCAAAAGGCAAGGGAAAAAAUGCCUUCUUCCCUACGCCUACGCGCCGACAGUGACGAGGAAGAUCUAUCUAUAAUCGAGCUGAGCAGUCGAUUGGCCACACCGCCGCGCAACGAGUCCCUGAACUAUGUUGAGGGAAUUGGCCGGCUAGAAGCGACGCAUAGUAACGACGAUGGUGGCAUCGAUAUAGGUGACUCGCAGCCCACGCGUCUCACGCUGGGACAUCGUGCCUCGCCAAGGUCCACUACACAUGAAAUCUGUCUGGUUGUGUACGAGAAAGUGCCACCAGGGUCGCCGGUCACUGGUACUAGGACAAGUACAUCGGCUGGACCUGCAGCUGCGCGACGUCAACGCCCAUGGCCUGUGGGAAAUGAACAUACGGACGACGAAAGCGUAGAAGCACCGGAGACCCUAAUAAGACGGCAACCCCGCUCCAGUGUACGGCGAACAUUGUUUACGAGCACAGACCUAGAUCAGCACAACCAACCGUUAUCUGCAGAACCGUCUGUAUCGUUAUCAUCACCUCUACCAAUUCUACCGCCAGUCGAUCCAUUGGCUAUACCUCCACCUCCUGCGCCAAGGCCGGGGCUAGGGCUGACGCCUAGGAAGCGACCACAUAACGAGAACUCACCGAAACGGGAUCCGAAGCGCCCCAGCGGACGUGGAGGCAUGAGAUUUUAAACCACAUACAAGUCCAAAGUUACAAAUUACGUAGAACUAUUAAUUUAGAAUAACCAAAUUUAGAUAUUAUUUGAAGCAGUACCUCAUCUGAUUUAGUCGGUAAUGCUACACAAAUAUGUAAGACUGAUUAGGCCUUACGUAUGUAUGUAUUUUUACAUACGUUUUCCAAAUUACACACAUGUGUAGUACAUAUACACCUAAUUCUGUUUUUACGCGGUCUUUUUUACACGGUUUUCAUUUAACACGGUUUGAAAACUAAAAAUUUUAUAUAUGGUUGCACGACUUUAUUCCA